Hyla sarda is the source of this 2443-nucleotide messenger RNA. Its product is annotated as mitogen-activated protein kinase 14. Gene Ontology annotation, molecular function: MAP kinase activity; ATP binding. Bases 123 to 1208 code for a protein of 361 amino acids. The transcript is spliced from 12 exons. Lineage: Eukaryota; Metazoa; Chordata; Amphibia; Anura; Hylidae. The record is from RefSeq and is a predicted model, not a curated record. Gene Ontology annotation, biological process: protein phosphorylation; intracellular signal transduction. Gene Ontology annotation, cellular component: cytoplasm; nucleus.
CAACCCACGGCGAAUCUCGCGGGACUUGCGGCACUCUGGUCUGGCAACCGGGGGCUACGGAGUGUGGAGUUUAUCUGGAGUGGGGUGGACUCUGUGGCGGGGUAGUGUGGGGUGCAGCAGCAAUGUCCUCUAAUUCUCCUUCCGGAUUCUACCGACAGGAGUUGAACAAAACCCUGUGGGAGGUGCCUGAGAGGUAUCAGAACCUGAGUCCUGUGGGCUCCGGGGCGUACGGCUCGGUCUGCUCUGCCUAUGAUACCAAGACAGAACAGCGUGUUGCAGUUAAAAAACUUUCUCGGCCUUUUCAGUCUAUCAUCCAUGCAAAACGCACCUACAGAGAACUUCGUCUACUGAAGCAUAUGAAACAUGAGAAUGUUAUCGGACUUUUAGAUGUUUUUACCCCAUCAAAAUCCUUUGAGGAGUUUAAUGACGUAUAUCUGGUGACUCAUCUAAUGGGAGCUGACCUAAAUAAUAUAGUGAAAUGUCAGAAACUGACUGAUGAUCAUGUUCAGUUUUUGAUCUACCAGAUCCUUCGAGGACUUAAGUAUAUCCACUCAGCCGGUAUUAUCCAUAGAGACUUGAAACCCAGCAACCUUGCUGUAAAUGAAGAUUGCGAGCUAAAAAUUCUUGACUUUGGCUUGGCUCGGCACACAGAUGAGGAAAUGACUGGGUAUGUUGCCACAAGGUGGUAUCGGGCACCAGAAAUCAUGCUAAACUGGAUGCAUUAUAAUCAGACAGUGGAUAUCUGGUCUGUGGGCUGUAUAAUGGCUGAGCUCCUGACGGGUCGAACUCUCUUCCCAGGCACAGAUCAUAUUAAUCAGCUGCAACAGAUUAUGCGACUGACUGGAACACCUCCAAUUUAUCUCAUUAACAGGAUGCCUAGCCAUGAGGCCCGAAAUUACAUCCAGUCACUGCCAUAUAUGCCGAAGAUGAAUUUUGAAGAUGUUUUUUUGGGCGCCAACCCUCAAGCUGUGGAUCUACUUGAGAAAAUGCUUGUUCUGGACACAGACAAGAGGAUUACUGCAACAGAGGCUUUAGCCCAUGCCUAUUUUGCUCAGUACCAUGACCCAGAUGAUGAACCAGUAGCUGACCCUUAUGACCAAAGCUUUGAGAGCCGAGAGCUUGAUAUUGAAGAAUGGAAAAGUUUAACCUAUGAAGAAGUACUUUGCUUUGUACCACCUCCACUAGACUCUGAUGACAUGGAAUCUUGAAAAAUCUGCUCCAAAGGUGUUUGCCGCUGUGAAGAUGAUGAUGAUGAUGGACAUCUAUUUCAGCUCCCAUCUAUUAUACAAAGUGCCUAUCAGAUUGUGGAUCUGAGUGAUUUGCAUAUAUACAUCUCUAUUCAUAUUUUUCUUUACUGGGGAAAGUUAGUUAAUAUGGAACCUAACUACUGCUGCAUGUCCCCCAGAUGCCUCUCACUUACACAAGCAUAGUGCUCCAGCCUCUGCUGAAAGGUCUGUACCACAAUGUUGUGGAAGGAACAGUUUGAAACUUUAUAUGUCCUAUUUGUGGUUUGUGGUGGAACAAAAAGCAAAUGGGCCUAAUGCAGAAUAACUUGGCUUUGUGUUUGUGAAGGAUUGUUGAUUUAAUGGAUGGUGGUGUGGAUAUUUUUCACCUCACAUAAUAAAUUAUUUUACUAUGUGAAAUUAUAAAUAUAUAUAUAUACAUAUCUAAAAUACACAUUUAUAUAUUCUUAUCCCUAAUCUACAAAUCAAUCUCCUUUCAGAAGACUAUUUCUACUACAAAAUACUACAUUAGCUUCUUGUCUUGAAGCUUCAGUUCUGUUUUACAUUUGUGCAAAUCCAUAUGUGACCUGGCUUCUUUUCAAUCUGAUACAUGUUAUUAUCCACAGUGUCAUUGUCCAAAUUGGUAUAUGUUCAUAUGCAAUCGAUACUGUAUCUGCAGACAAACCCAUCAACAUGUGCAUGUUGCAUAUGUGGAUAUGUUGCUGAUUUGCCAUGGGUUUCACCCUAUGUAUUACAAAGGGUAAAAUUUGAGGUGGAAAGCUGCAGAAUGAAUUGACAUGCUGCAGAUUUAAUAUUUGCACAGCAUAUCAGUUUAUUGUUUUUUUUUUUUUUUCUUUCAGCAUAUGAUUUACUUCUACUGUAUGCUGCUGCAGUUUUCCUGUCUGCACAUCUAAAAUGUGCUAAAUUUUCACAUGUGAACAUAGUCUUAAUGUUAAAGGAACCACCUGUAAAUUGGUCUGCCCAUAGUAUAUAAAUAUUACUUUAUUGCACAGUGAUCUCUGGCAUUUACCAGGGUGAAAUCAUUAAUUACUUAACAAUCAUACAUGGGAAAACUAAAAAUGCUAAAUGUUCCAGUAUAAGGUAUGACUAUAUACUGUCAUGGCCGAAAAUUUUGGCAUCCCUGACCUUUUUCUAGAAAAUGAAGUAUUUCUCCCAGAAAAGGAUUGCAGUAACACAUGUUUUGCUAUACACAUGUUUAU